Molecule: messenger RNA, 7882 nt
Organism: Hemibagrus wyckioides
Lineage: Eukaryota; Metazoa; Chordata; Actinopteri; Siluriformes; Bagridae
Product: collagen alpha-6(VI) chain-like
Exons: 39
Coding region: 173-7648 (2491 amino acids)
Molecular function (GO): serine-type endopeptidase inhibitor activity
Source: RefSeq, a predicted model, not a curated record
CCUUAUAGUGUUGAACCCCUUCUCUUUCUGCUUGCUUGAUUCACAUCACUCUACUUGUCUGCAAUAUAUUUCGUACCUUUUAGAAAACAUUUAAUUAACUGUAAACGGCAUUUGGAUAAAGCACAGUAUGCUUCAGUGAUACCUGCAGUGAACAUUUGAUUCCAUUGAAGCCAUGGGGAAAGUAAAAGGACUGCUACCUCUCUUCAUUUUAACAUCAUGGUUUCUUGUGAGCAGUGCACAGAACACAGGGUGCAAAGCUAAUUUGGCUGACAUUGUGUUCCUUGUGGAUAGCUCUGGUAGCAUUGGUGAUACAGACUUCCUGAGUGUGAAGAAGUUCCUGCACACGUUCAUAAUGGAUCUUGAUAUUAAUCCCGAUAAAAUCAGAGUGGGAUUGACACAGUUUAGUAACGAACCUCACAAAGAGUUCCUGUUGGGGGAGUAUGCCGAUAAAAAUGACCUACUGGAGAAGAUAGACAAACUCACCUACCUAAAAGGAGGCACUGAAACUGGAAAAGCUCUCAGAUUUAUUCUAAAUAAUUACUUCUCAAAAGAAAAUGGCAGUCGGAUCAAUGACCAUCAUGUGCCUCAGAUUGCUGUGGUGAUCACAGAUGGUGAUUCAACUGAUGAGACGAAGAAUCCAGCCAUGGAGCUACGGAGAAAGGGGGUGUUAAUCUACACCAUUGGGGUUGGUGAAGCCAGCAUUCAGGGCCUGCAGUCUAUUGCUAAUAAACCAUAUCAGCGUUUUGUUCUGAGUUUCAGUAAAUAUGAGGAGUUGCUGAAAGAAACCACCAGCACAAUAGACAAAUUGUGUAUUUCUGUGGAGGCCCAGCAAGAAGGUCUAGCACCAACGUUUGCAGAUGUGUUUGUGUUGGUGGACAGCUCAGUUGAGCAGACCCAAAAGGUGACACAAUUCCUCAUCCGCCUAGCCAAUCAACUUAAUGUGGCUAGUUCAUCUAAUCGCAUGGCUUUGGCUCAGUUUGGUGAAGAUGUUUCAGUGGAAUUUCGUUUCGAUGCUUACAAAACUAAAAAUGAUGCACUUGCCCUCAUCCGCAAAUUCAAACUCAAAGGAACUAGACAGCGCAAACUUGGAAAAGCAAUAGAUUACGUGCGAACUCAACUCCUCACCACUGAAGCAGGAAGUCGAAUUGCUCAGGGCUAUAAGCAGUACCUGCUGGUGGUAAGCAAAGGAAAAUCGGAUGACAAUAUGUUUACAGCAGUCCGUGCAUUAGAAGAGGAGGAUAUCACUCUUGUCAGUGUUGACUUUAGCAGAGAUCCACAAAAGCCUAUGCUUGCACUGCCAGAAUUGUCGAUCGAUGCCGCACCAAAAAAUGCUGUUGAAAUAGUAGAAGAUGUGAAGAAGAUCACUGAAAAAAAAAUUGCAGUAACUGGAGACUGCAAGUCCAUUCCAAUGGCUGAUAUAGUGUUUAUUGUGGAUGUAUCAGACAUCACCACCCUUCCAAACUUCAGGCUGGUCCGUAACUUUCUCCACCGGAUGAUUAGUGGCUUGGAGAUUGGCUCUGACAGUGUGCGAGUGGGAAUGGUGCUUUACAGUGACACACCCGCAGCUGAAUUCUACCUAAACACUUUUGACAAAAAAGAUGAGAUCCUGCAGUACAUUAAACUUUUACCAUUUAGGGGUGGGGAAUCCAGUACUAGCAAGGCCCUGAAGUUUGCAAGAGAGAAACUCUUCACCAAGGACACAGGCAGCCGACAUGACUUAGGAGUGCAGCAGAUUGCUGUGGUCAUAACAGAGGGAGACUCACGGGAUAAUGUCACAUUGGAGGCUGAAAAACUAAGGAAGAGUGGAGUCCAGGUCUAUGCCUUAGGAGUCAUGAAAGAUAAUGGGACACAUCUGAAAGAGAUUGCAUCUUAUCCUCCUGAGAGGUUUAUGUUUAGUGUGGAGAGCUUUGCUAAGAUUAAUACAAUGGAAAAAGUACUGACGAAAACUCUGUGCAACAAUAUUGUCCGGUCAGGUGACAAAUCUAGUACAUACAGUGUAGAGCAAGGAUGUGUCCAGACAGAAGAAGCAGACAUUUAUUUCCUCAUUGACCAAUCCACAAGCAUUUAUCCACCACACUACUUUGAGGAAAUGAAGAUGUUCAUUCUUAAGUUUCUGCUGAGCUUUACUAUUGGACCAAAACAGGUCCGCGUUGGGGUAGUGAAGUAUUCAACUGACUACAAGUUAGAAUUUAAAGUGAAUGACCAUAAUGACAUUGACUCUCUCAAAAAAGCUGUGAUCAACAUUAACCAGGAACAUGGAAACACAAAUACAGGAAAGGCUCUGUCUUAUAUGGGCAAACUCUUUAAGGAUGCUGAAAAGACACGUGACAAUAAAGUUCAAGAGAUUCUCAUUGUCAUUACUGAUGGAAAGUCCCAAGACUUUGUGAAAGAGCCAGCAGCACAGCUGAGAGCACAGGGAGUGACCAUAUAUGCCAUUGGCGUGAAAGAUGCCAGUGAGGAAGAGCUCUUAGAAAUGGCAGGUGACAAAACAAAGGUGUACUUUGUCAGAAACUUUGAUGCACUGAAACCGCUCAAGGAAAUAGUUGUGAAGGAUAUCUGUUCAGAACAAGCUUGCAAGAAGAUGAAGCAGGCAGAUGUAAUUUUUUUGGUUGAUGGUUCAGGGAGCAUUUAUCCAGAAGAGUUCUCCAAGAUGAAGGAAUUCAUGAAUAGCAUAGUUUCCAACUCUACAACUGGAAAGGAUGGCAUACAUUUUGGAGUGGUGCAGUUUAGCGAAAGCCCACAGCCUGAAUUUGCCCUUAACAAAUUUUCUGACAAAAUUCCGAUGCAGCAGGCCAUUAAUGAAAUGCGGCAGCUGGGCGGUGGCACUAUGACUGGGCAUGCACUCAGUAUUUUAUCAGAGUUCUUUAGUCCAACAGAAGGGGGUCGUCCCAGUGUUCCACAGAUUCUCAUUGUGAUCACGGAUGGUGAAUCUCAGGAUGCAGUUGCUCAGCCUGCACAAGCCCUCAGAAGCAAGGGCAUUACAAUAUACUGUAUAGGAGUACUUAAAGCUAAUGUCACACAACUGCGAGAGAUCAGUGGAACUCAGGAAAAUGUUUAUAUGGAAAGAGAUUAUGAUGCGCUGAAAUUCUUACAAAAAGAUCUCUUGAUUAAGAUCUGCACGUCUGUUGAUGAUUGCCAGAAAUCACAAUUAGCAGAUGUCAUCUUCUUAGUGGAUGAUUCCGGCAGCAUUAACAAAACUCAAUUCAGUAGUAUGAACAUCUUCAUGAACUCGGUGGUGAACUCCACACAGGUUGGAAAAGACAGUGUCCGUUUUUGUACUAUUCUCUACUCUGAUGAACCAGAGGCCAAAUUUUCCCUUAAUCAGUACUACAGCAAACGAGAAGUGCAGGAUGCUAUAAAUAAUCUGCAGCGUAAAGGUGGGAACACAUACACAGCCAAAGCACUCGUUUACUCACUGAACUACUUUAGUGAAGCCACUGGUGGGAGAAAGUCAAUAGGUGUCCCACAGAUGCUGUUUGUCAUCACGGAUGGUGAGGCCACAGACCGAAAGGAUUUAACUGACGCUGCUAAUCAGCUUCAAAAUUAUGGUGUUAAUGUUUAUGGUAUUGGAGUGGCCAAUGCAACAACAUUUGAACUAGAACUGAUUACCAAAGACAAAGACAAGGUUUUCAAGGUUGAUGAUUUUAAAGAGUUGGAGACCCUGCAUAAAAACAUUUCCAAAGUGAUCUGCAACAACACAAAACCAGAGUGUGAGAAAGAAGCAGCUGAUUUGGUCAUUUUGAUUGAUGGGUCAAAAAGUAUUGGUGAUGUGUCCUGGAAGACCAUGAUCAAUUUUAUACUUAGCCUCGCUAACAAUCUUCGCAUCAGACAAGAUCUCUUUAGAGUUGGUGUAGCUCAGUUCAGUACAGAGUACAGAAAGGAAUUUUACUUGGAUAAAUAUUUGAAUGAACUGGGGGUGAAAGAGGCCAUUGGAAAAAUCACUCAAAUGAAUCAAAAUACAUUGAUUGGAGCUGCUCUAAAUAAAGUGCAAGAGUUCUUUCACACCAGUACAGGGAGCCGUAUUGAUCAUGGAAUUUCACAGAACCUGCUGUUGAUAACGGAUGGAGAAUCACAGGAUGAGGUUAAGGAGGCAGCUAAUGAAUUGAGGGCCAAGGGCAUUGAGAUGUUUGUGAUUGGCAUAGGCCAAGUCUCAAUCAAGCAGCUCAACACCAUUGCUGGAUCACCUAAAAAGGUUUAUACUGUAGACAAUUUUGACCACCUCAAAUUAAGCAGAACAACGCAGCUGGUGAUCAAUGAAAUUUGCCAGAAGGACAAAGCAGGGUGCACCAUCGAUAUUGGUAUUGGAUUUGAUAUCUCUCGUAGUAGUUCAAACUCACAAUCAAUCUUUAGUAGCAAAUAUAUGCUGCAGACCUACUUGCCUGAUAUUGUAAGAUACAUCUCCACUGUGCACAACUUGUGCUGUCUACGCCACCUACCUUCUAUUAAAACCAACAUUGGUUUCCGUUUGGUUGCUAGCGAUGGCAAGAUACUGUAUGACCCUAAUUUUGAGCAUUACAACAAAGACAUAGUGACAAAGGUUAUUACUCAAAUGACUCAAAAUAUGGUCUUUAACACCAAACUCCUGAAAGCUUUUGAGGAAAAGUUUGGUGCUUCUGGAGCUGGUGUAAAGGUAGUGAUCAUUUUCACCGAUGGCCUGGAUGCACCUGUUGAUGACCUCAUGGUUGCCUCAUGGAAUCUUAAGACAAGUGGAGUCCAUGCACUGAUUCCAGUAGCUCUGGAGGGAAACCAAAACAUUAUGGACCUACAGCAGCUAGCGUUUGGACGAGCACUUGGCCAAACUGAUCCUUUAAUGAUCACCAUGAAAAAUGUGGGCAGUGCUCUGCAGAAGCAGAUUGAGGCUGUGGCGGCACGGGAGUGCUGUAAUGUGAUGUGUCACUGUACGGGUCGUGAAGGCGUACGUGGACCUGAAGGACCCCGAGGGAUAAAGGGCUCUCCUGGAACUAUAGGAUAUCCUGGAAUUCCUGGAGAAGAAGGAGGAAUUGGGGAGAGAGGACCACAAGGUGAGAAUGGAACUCAAGGACAUUCAGGUUGCCAUGGGAAAAGAGGUCAAAAGGGUAGCAGAGGCUAUACCGGUGAUUUAGGAAUAAAUGGAGAAGAUGGUGUGCCUGGAAUUGAUGGAGAACAGGGUGUGACUGGAUUAGCAGGAUACUCAGGAGAGCCAGGCGAUCCAGGCCACCAAGGCAAAAAGGGUGUCAGAGGAAUUCCAGGUGACCCAGGACAAAAAGGACUGCAAGGAGAUCCGGGUGAGCCAGGCAUUAUCAACAUUAUCCCUGGUCCUAAGGGUGAGAUUGGAUACCCAGGCAUACCGGGUCAGACAGGAUCAGAUGGAAGUCCAGGCAGACCUGGAGAUAUUGGCAGUCCUGGUCAGAAUGGAAGAAGAGGCACUGCAGGACCAUCAGGUGCUCCAGGACGUCCAGGAGAGCCAGGAAUAAGAGGAUCCCCUGGAGCUUCAGGGCCACAGGGGCCAAUGGGUCCUCGUGGUGAUUUGGGACAGAAGGGUAUGCCAGGUUUUCCAGGACCUCAGGGCUCACCUGGUACACAAGGAAAUACUGGCUCUAAAGGAAGCACAGGGCAGAGGGGACAAAAGGGUCAGCCAGGGGAACCUGGAAAUAACGGAGCAGCUGGGCCAGAGGGGCCCAGGGGCCUUCCAGGAAACGAUGGUUCAGAUGGAUAUGGGUUAGCAGGACCUAAAGGACAGAAGGGAGAUCCUGGCUUUCCAGGAUAUCCUGGACAACAGGGUGAUCCGGGAGAUCCUGGGAAAAAAGGAGGUAAUGGUCCUAAAGGCAACAGAGGAAGAGGGGGAAAUGCAGGCAGGCCAGGAGCACAGGGUAGUUCUGGUGGCCCCGGACCAGCUGGACACAGGGGCCCUAAAGGACCACCAGGAACCAGAGCAAUGUCUGCUUGUCAACUAAUCACCUAUGUACGAGACAACUGUGGCUGCUGUAAAGAUAAAACAACUUGCCCUGUGUACCCCACUGAACUGGUGAUUGGUUUGGACAUGUCUGAGGAUGUGACUCCUGCAUUAUUUCAGAGAAUGAACUCAACUCUUCUUUCUCUGCUGGACAGCAUUGAUAUCGCUGAAAGCAACUGUCCAACAGGGACACGAGUGGCUGUGGUUUCCUACAGUUCUAACACCAAGUACCUCAUCCGUUUUUCUGACCAUCGCCAUAAGAAAGACUUGGUGGAAGCUGUGAAGAACAUCCCUCUGGAACGUACAUCCAAUAGACGCAACAUUGGUGCAGCCAUGCGCUUUGUGGGUAGAAAUGUCUUCAAACGUAUUCGUCAGGGUGUUCUGAUCAGGAAGGUGGCGAUCUUCCUCUCUGGUGGACAGUCCCAGGAUGUGAUAUCCAUAAUCACAGCUGUUCUAGAAUACAAGGCUCUGAAUAUAAACCUUGGUGUUAUUGGUUUUAGGGAAACUCCUAAUGUUCAGCAAGCUUUUCAGGCUGAUGAGACAGGAAGCUUUAUUAAUGUGCUGGAGAGAUCAGAAACCCAGAAUACAGCACUUGAGAAGAUCCAGCAAUGCAUCAUCUGCUUUGAUCCUUGCAAUCCAGCUAGAGAUUGUCCUAGCACCAGUGAGGUACCCACUCCAGAGCAGGUAAACAUGGACCUGGCGUUGUUGGUGGAUGGUUCUCGGAGCAUCCAGGCAGAUCAGUAUGAGGGAGUGAAGCAGGUGUUGGGCACUGUGUUGGACCAGCUUGUAGUGAGUGAUCAGCCCAGCAGAAAUGACAGACAGGCACGGGUGGCACUUUACCAGCAGAGCUCAUCAUACAGUGAGGCCCGGGCUCCAGUCAAGCAGAUCUUUAGUUUCCAGCAGUUUCAGGACCGCAACCUAAUGAAGCAGAGCAUCUUUGAAAAUCUACAGCAGACUGGUGGCUACUCCAGGCUGGGACAUGCCAUAGAAUAUGUAAUCAUGCAGGACCUCCUCACUGUUUCCAGGCCUCGAAAAAACAAGAUGCUGCUGCUUAUAAUUGGAGAUGAGACAGAAUAUUCUGACAGUGCAAAACUGAACUUCAUCUCUAUGAAAGCAAAGUGUCAGGGUGUGGUGAUUUUCACUCUUACUGUCGGGUAUCAUUUCAACAGCACACAGGUGGAGGAGCUUGCCAGCAGUCCCACAGAGCAGCACAUAGUUCACUUAGGCCAUGUAAAACAAGGACAACAGGAGUACACUCGACGCUUUAUAAGGACUUUCCUACACAUUCUGAAACGAGACAUGAACACCUAUCCUACUCCAUUGAUCAAAAAACAAUGUGAGCGUUUUCAGCAAGAGGAAGGUCCAUUGUAUACCUUUGAGGCUGCUCCAAUGACACCCACUGAAAGGAUUCCUUUCCCAACAUUGAAGUACCAAGAGGAAGAUUUAGAAGAGAAGGAAGAAGCUUCAGCUUAUGUAGACUAUGUUGAACAUACUUUGUCAGAGAUUGAAUAUGAAUACGGCGACCUGCAAACCCAAAGAGAUUCAAAUGACGUGUGCUACCUGGAAAAAGACGCAGGGCCCUGCAAGAAAUAUGUUACAAAAUGGUUCUAUGAUCAAGGGAAGAACAAAUGCAUUCGCUUCUUUUAUGGAGGAUGCAAUGGGAGCCUUAACAGAUUUGACACUCAGCAAGAAUGUGAAACCCGCUGUGUGUAUUGAUUCCCCCUUUGAUGGCACAGUAUGAUAUGACUUUUAUGUCUGUAAUAUCCAAAUAACCUACAGUACACUCAUUAAAGAUUCCACUUCUUCGUUACCCUAGCAGAAGUAAUAACAUUCCAGAACCCUGUCAUGAUAGAGGCUUUUUUUAUUUGCUGUAAAUAAAACAUUUACACAAAAUUAUUUUUCAUUUUGUAUUAUUGACUGUAAAUAAAGCAUGAAUGAAAUGAAAUGAAA